CCGGGAGGUGACGCCACUCCUCACCUCGCCGCUAUUUAAGCAGCAAAAGAUUUGGAGAGCAAGUAUGUAAGCCACACUCAUCUACAACACUGCACACUUCACUAGCCGAAUCACAAUAAUGGAUCCCACCAAGUUCCGUCCGUCGAGCAGCCACGACACGACGGUGACGACGACGAACGCCGGAGCGCCGGUGUGGAACGACAACGAGGCGCUGACGGUGGGCCCGCGCGGGCCGAUCCUGCUGGAGGACUACCACCUGAUCGAGAAGGUGGCGCACUUCGCCCGGGAGCGCAUCCCGGAGCGCGUCGUCCACGCGCGCGGCGCCUCCGCCAAGGGCUUCUUCGAGUGCACCCACGACGUGGCGUCGCUGACCUGCGCCGACUUCCUCCGCUCCCCGGGCGUCCGGACCCCCGUCAUCGUCCGCUUCUCCACGGUGAUCCACGAGCGCGGCUCGCCGGAGACGAUCCGCGACCCGCGCGGGUUCGCCGUCAAGUUCUACACCAGGGAGGGCAACUGGGACCUCCUGGGCAACAACUUCCCCGUCUUCUUCAUCCGCGACGGGAUCAAGUUCCCCGACGUGAUCCACGCGUUCAAGCCCAACCCGAGAUCGCAUGUGCAGGAGUACUGGCGCGUGUUCGAUUUUUUGUCGCAUCUCCCCGAGAGCCUCCACACCUUCUUCUUCCUCUUCGACGACGUCGGCGUGCCGACGGACUACCGCCACAUGGAAGGCUUCGGCGUCAACACCUACACCUUCGUCAACGCCGCCGGCAAGUCCCACUACGUCAAGUUCCACUGGAAGCCGACGUGCGGCGUCCGGAGCAUCCUCACCGACGAGGAAGCGGCGUUGGUCGGCGGGAGGAACCACAGCCACGCCACGCAGGACCUCUACGACUCCAUCGCCGCCGGCAGCUUCCCGGAGUGGAAGCUGUUCGUGCAGGUGAUGGACCCGGACACGGAGGACCAGUACGAUUUCGACCCGCUCGACGACACCAAGACAUGGCCGGAGGAUCUGCUGCCACUCCAGCCCGUGGGGAGGCUGGUGCUGGACAAGAACGUGGACAAUUUCUUCAACGAGAACGAGCAGCUGGCGUUCGGACCGGGGCUGGUGGUGCCGGGGAUCUACUACUCCGACGACAAGAUGCUGCAGUGCCGGGUGUUCGCGUACGCCGACACGCAGCGCUACAGGCUGGGGCCCAACUACCUGAUGCUCCCGGUGAACGCGCCGCGAUGCGCGCACCAUAACAACCACUACGACGGCGCCAUGAACUUCAUGCACCGGGACGAGGAGGUGGACUACUACCCGUCCAGGCACGCGCCGCUCCGGCAGGCGCCGCCGGUGCCGAUCCCGGCGAGGCCGGUGGUGGGGAAGAGGCAGAAGGAGACCAUACGGAAGCCGAAUGAUUUCAAGCAGCCUGGGGAGAGGUACCGGAGCUGGGACGCCGAUCGGCAGGAGAGGUUUGUGCGGCGGUUUGCUGACUCGCUGGGGCAUCCAAAGGUUAGCCAGGAGCUCAGGUCCAUCUGGAUCGACCUCCUCUCAAAGUGCGACGCAUCGCUGGGGAUGAAGAUUGCCACACGGCUCAACAUGAAGCCAAACAUGUGAGUGAUAUGAUGGCGAGGAUGGAGCUGCAGCUGGCUGCUACUGCUACUGCUAGUAGUGAACGAAGUGAAUAUGAAUAAGAGUGUGGUUGAGUGAGGCGUGUCCGAGUUGUUCUUCAGUACUAAUCGUCCACCGCCGUUCGUCUUUCGUCCUUUCCUUACCUUGUCAUUGUCGUCAAGUCAAGAAUCAAGAAAUAAGAAGAGCAGCAUGAGCAUGAGACAUACGUAUACAUGUCAAGAGCUAGUAGACUACGACAAAACUGCACAUGCGCAUCAGAUGGAUGCAUAUCCUCAGCCCAAACUAUAGUCCGUGUACGCGUGUCCGGAUUUGUCUGUAACAAUGCAAGCCAAGCGAAAUGGCUCUCUGUUUUCGUUAUCAUUACAUGCAUGUACCUUGCUACCUGAACCUGAAUAUGUAUCGAGUUAUCAAAUAAAAGCAGCAAAAGUUAUAUUGCAUCA
Molecule: messenger RNA, 2055 nt
Organism: Sorghum bicolor (sorghum)
Lineage: Eukaryota; Viridiplantae; Streptophyta; Magnoliopsida; Poales; Poaceae
Product: catalase isozyme 3
Exons: 3
Coding region: 119-1600 (493 amino acids)
Biological process (GO): hydrogen peroxide catabolic process; response to hydrogen peroxide
Cellular component (GO): plasma membrane; cytoplasm; peroxisome
Molecular function (GO): heme binding; catalase activity
Source: RefSeq, a predicted model, not a curated record